This is a messenger RNA of Pseudoliparis swirei, 4126 nucleotides long. It is a transcript of the gene hgs, whose product is annotated as hepatocyte growth factor-regulated tyrosine kinase substrate. Gene Ontology annotation, molecular function: ubiquitin binding; metal ion binding; phosphatidylinositol binding. Lineage: Eukaryota; Metazoa; Chordata; Actinopteri; Perciformes; Liparidae. The record is from RefSeq and is a predicted model, not a curated record. The coding region runs from base 580 to 2904 and encodes 774 amino acids. The transcript is spliced from 20 exons.
GGACACAGGUAUAAUCAUUGCAGUAAAAAGUCACUUGUGGUUAAAAACAUACAAACACUGUUUCCAGAAACAAGAACAAUAUCUUGUAUCACUUAGUGUUUGGCUCAGUUAAGGCCUCAUUUAAUCGACAUUUAAAUGUGUAUAUAAAUUCCUCAACACAGCAUGGAAAGUGGAAACAUUAUGAGUCACAAACAUAUGACUUGUCCAUCUAGGAAGCCUGAGCACACCUAGUUGUUCACGACUCCCAUAGCAGUCUUGUUUAUUCCUUUAUCAGUCCCGCUUUGAGUGAGAUGCAACACAAUAUUACACUGUAGUCACAUUCCUUGAAUGUGUAACGCAUACUUGGCCGAUAAAGCUGAUUCGUAUUUGUCUUUGUGAUAACUGGACAAUGUACUUGCUGUUGUAAAUACCCGUCGCUAGAGGGAGAGAAACGCUCCCUUAACGUCUCCCCGGCGGAAGUGGGAAGUAGGAAGAGCCGUACAGCUGUGCUCGGUGGCUAACAGAGGAGCUAACAGGCGAAACCUCCGCUUCACUCAAAACAAGACGCCGCGACAGAUACGUUGACACGUCGUAUCCGACAUGGGGAAAGGCGGAGGCACUUUUGAGAGGCUGCUGGAUAAAGCCACCAGUCAGUUGCUGCUGGAGACUGACUGGGAAUCCAUCCUACAGAUCUGUGAUCUCAUUCGACAAGGAGACGCACAAGCUAAGUCUGCUAUCGGGGCCAUUAAGAAGAAGCUGAAUGACAAAAAUCCCCAUGUGGCCCUCUAUGCUCUUGAGGUCCUGGAGUCAGUGGUGAAGAACUGUGGCCAGACGGUCCACGAUGAGGUGGCGAGUAAACAAACUAUGGAGGAACUGAAGGAUUUACUCAAGACGGAAGCGAAUGUAAGGAAUAAGAUCCUGUACCUGAUCCAGGCCUGGGCUCAUGCCUUCCGCAACGAGCCCAAAUAUAAGGUGGUCCAAGACACUUAUCAGAUCAUGAAAGUGGAAGGUCAUGUGUUCCCCGAGUUCAAGGAGAGUGAUGCGAUGUUUGCAGCUGAGAGAGCCCCUGACUGGGUUGAUGCUGAGGAGUGCCACCGGUGCAGAGUCCAGUUUGGAGUUAUGACAAGAAAGCACCAUUGUCGAGCCUGUGGCCAGAUCUUCUGUGGCAAGUGUUCGUCGAAGUACUCCACCAUCCCAAAGUUUGGCAUAGAGAAGGAAGUGCGUGUUUGCGAGCCCUGCUUCGAGCUGCUUAACAACCACCCCACUCUCUCUCCUCCACUUAGGAAAGCUGAAGGGAAAGCCCCCACCCCAGGCCCUGUGGAGCUGCCUCCUGAGUACCUGACCAGCCCGCUCUCUCAACAAUCCCAGGUAGAAAUGCCUCCCAAGAAAGAUGAGGCAGCCCUGCAGGAGGAAGAGGAGCUGCAGCUCGCCAUUGCCCUUUCCCAAAGCGAGGCGGAGGAGAAGGAUCGAGCGAGGCAUAAGAACUCCUACUCGAUGUAUCCCAAAGUGGAUCCCACUCCAGUGACUUCCUCGGCUCCACCGGUCAGCACGCUCUACACUCCUCCUGUGAACUCCUCUGCUCCAUCAGCUGAAGAUGUAGACCCUGAGCUGGCUCGUUACCUGAACAGAACAUACUGGGAGAAGAAGCAGGAAGAGGCUCGCAAGAGUCCCACCCCCUCAGCUCCUGCCCCUGUGCCAUUGGCUGAGCCUCUUCCACCAAUCAGUCAGCCAGUAGAAAUUCAUGUCCCUGUCCAGCCGGUCAGCAUAGUGGAGCAGCAGUACCAGAACGGGGAGUCGGAGGAGGACCACGAGCAGUUUCUGAAGGCUCUGCAGAACUCCGUCACCACCUUCCUUAACCGCAUGAAGAGCAACCACAUGCGCGGGCGCAGCAUCACCAACGACAGUGCCGUGCUCUCGCUCUUCCAGUCCAUCAACAACAUGCAUCCACAGCUGCUGGACAUCCUCAACCAGCUGGAUGAGAAGCGAUUGUACUAUGAGGGGCUGCAGGACAAGUUGGCUCAGGUGCGCGAUGCUCGGGCAGCCCUCAACGCGCUUCGGGACGAACACCGAGAGAAGCUCCGUCAUGCCACAGAGGAAGCGGAGAGACAGAGGCAUAUCCAGCUGGCGCAAAAACUGGAGAUCAUGAGGCAGAAGAAACAGGAGUACCUGGAGAUGCAAAGACAGUUGGCCAUCCAGCGUCUCCAGGAGCAGGAGAAGGAGAGGCAGAUGCGUCUGGAGCAGCAGAAGCACACGAUCCAGAUGAGGGCCCAAAUGCCUGCGUUCUCUCUGCCCUACGCUCAGUCUUUGCCCCCCAAUGUUGCGGGAGGGGUCGUGUACCAGCCCGGUGCUCCACCCAGCUACCCGGGUACCUUCAGCCCUGCAGGUUCUGUGGAGGGUUCACCUAUGCACAACGUCUAUAUGAACCAGCCUGGGCAGACUGCACCACCACAGUACCAGGCCAUGCCCAGUGCUGCCCCAGAACCCAAUAUGGUAAAUGCAUACGUGUACCAGGCUGCAGGCAGUAACGGGCAGCCUGCUCCUCCACCUGGUCAGGCUCCGCCCACAACUAGUCCACCCUACUCCAACUAUCAGCCCACACCCACACAGGGCUACCAGAAUGCUGUCUCUCAGGCCCAGAGUUUGCCCCCGAUGCCCCAGCCUGCCCCCACCAACGGUAUGGGUUACGUGGGCUACCAGCCAUACGCCAUGCAGAACAUGAUUUCAGCAUUGCCAGGACAGGACCCCAAUAUGCCCCCACAACAGCAGUACAUGCCCGGCCAGCCGCCCAUGUACCAACAGGUUGCUCCCCCUGGCGGCCCACAGCAGCAACAGCAGCAACAACAACAACAACAGCAACAGCAGCAGCAGCAGGUCCCUCAGGAUGUGCCUGGCAGUACAGAGGCACAGCUCAUCUCCUUUGAUUGAAAGCCUGCAUGCUGCAGGGUCUGACACACUACACCCUCUCGCCUCCUUUGGUCUUUCCCCUCACUAUUCAGACUUUCCGCCCUCUGGAAUCACACACACCUCCCACCUCCUACCUUGCUGUGAUGUCGUGGCAAUGUAAACUAUUGUGAUGAUGUUGCAGAACUGUCGCUCUCCUUACCUCUCCCCCACUGUAGUAUGGGUAUGCAGGGUGAAGCUGCAAGAGAGGGCACCUUAACCCUCUUUCGCCCUCUUCCUCCCUCUUUCCAGCUGAUAUGUAUGUAGUAUGUCCUCAUUAUAUGACUAACUGAAGGUCAGAAAUAGUCAGUGGUAUUAAACCAAAAAAAAGGAAGUAUGAUAAUAAUUGAGGACAAAAAGGAAAAGACAUAACCAUCCUUUGUCUCCUAUUUUUCUAAAGCAAAAUCUGCAUGUUAAAGUUUAAUUAUUUUCUGAAAUUGAGGUGAAUUAUUGCAACGUAUUCUAUCAGUUUGGGCAGUGAUUGAGAGAUAUCUUUAAGUGCUGAGAUUGUGGGUGCGAUGUCUAGGGAGAGAAAGCACAGUCAAAGGCCUGACGCGUAUGGCUCCAACUCAGAUCUCCAUCAUGGUCACAGCGUGCCAUUGCAGCUGUAGGUUCCAUCCCAACUGGGGACGUCUUGCUUUGGCAUUCAUUUGUUGUGCACUGCUUGGAUUAACAAGUGUCUUCAUGUACUUUCUUAGAAUAACGAAACCUAUUUCAGGGAUUGGGCAUUGGGGGAGCAGUGUUAGAACAUUAGCUGGGUGGUUGUUUAAUCCUCAAAAAUAGUUUAAUACAUUUAAUAGUUAAAAAUGACACAGCUCGUGACCAUGAAACAAACUACAGUCGCUCUAGUAGCAGCCUGCAUCUCUUUAUUAAAAUGAUUUGUGUUGCCGAUGCAAGUAAAUUAACCUAUAAAAACCUCCGGCCACCCCUUGACGUCUGCAUUGGGUUGCAACUGUCACAGAUGAGGACAUUUACGUCGUAAAUAAAGGUGGGCGCUCGUUUCUAACUUGUACUUUACUCUCCAGAAAUGUGGAAAUGCUAGCAGAGCAAACAUGUGCCGCAUGUAUGUAUGUAUCACGCACCCAAUCAGUGAUUCCUGUAACUCUUCAGUUGCCAUCUGUGAACUUCUUUAUUGCAUCAUACUGAUCUGUCUGACUUUAAAAUUAAUUUUAAAAUUAUAUUUAAUAAAUAUCUGGUUCUUAUUGUC